Tricharina praecox is the source of this 1560-nucleotide messenger RNA. RefSeq lists its product as uncharacterized. The coding region runs from base 386 to 1342 and encodes 318 amino acids. The transcript has 2 exons. The record is from RefSeq and is a predicted model, not a curated record. NCBI's taxonomy places the organism in Eukaryota, Fungi, Ascomycota, Pezizomycetes, Pezizales, Pyronemataceae. Gene Ontology annotation, molecular function: phenylpyruvate tautomerase activity.
UGAUCAUCCCGGGCGCCACCGGCAGGCGGUGAGGGUUGGGGUGAGAGAGCGAGAGCGAGAGACGGAGGAGAAUAUUAGGUCGGCAAGAAACAGAUAGAAGAGAGGUUGUCCCUUGCUGCCGUUCAAUUGCACUGCUUUGUCGGGAGGCUUCUUUUGAUAAAGCUUGGACUGCCCGCCUCUGUUCAAUUCGCCCACAACCACCAACCACCAUCACCCGCCAUUGACCUCGUCUCGUAUUCCCCACCCCCCACCUUCACCUUCGUCGCCGCCUCUCUCAGCUAAAACCUUCAACGAAACUCCAUCAUCUCUCCUCGACCGGUCGGCCCUAGGUAUAGAAUCCCUGCGGUCAUUCAUCUCGAGUUCGAUUACAACACCGCUGUCAAAAAUGUCAAAGCUACUCGACCCCAACGCCGGUAUCAACAGCCAUCCGCAUCCAGGCUCGAAGUACGGUCCGGCGAUUACCAUUCCGCCCUCACCGGCGCCUACCACACGUUCGUUUGAAGUCGGCGACGACGACGAUUUGAUUAAGCCUCUGCAACCUCAGUCGCCAACUCUGAAGCCUACCCAGAAUCCGACGCCAGCUCAGAAGCCAAAACAGAACAUCGACCUCAUCAUGCGAGACAUCGAACACGACGUAGCGGGAUGCACAUCUCCCAAGAACGGAAAGGGAAGCGCCUCGGGGAAGCCCAAUAAGGGAGUCCAGUAUUACGACGAGGUCUUCGGAGUGCGACAGUCGCCGAAGAUACCGCAGACAGCCGGUAUUUGUGUUGAGUUCAAGACGAAUAUGGUGCUUGAGGACGAGUUUCAAUUCGCCAUGAUUCUUGGGGCUAUGAUCGCGACUCGAUACAACCGCGAGCCGGAGCAUAUCUGUGUGGUGGUGGAUCACAACGCUUGCAUGAUGGUCGGCGGAACCUUUGACGCUGCGUAUCUCAUGACAAUCACCUCAGUCACCAUGAUAUCACCUGCAGUCAACAGACGGAACGCUGCCGUGUUCGCAGAUUGGAUCGAGUCAAAUUCCACUAUUCCGGCAUGCCGUGGGUACAUUCGGUUUGUGGAUCCCCAGUUUUCCAACUUUGCUGUUGGGGGGAAAACGGUCCUGGGUACUAUGGAGACGGAGGAGAUCAAGAGGACCGGGUACGCGGAGAAGGCGAACAUGAUCCGACAAAAGAGCAUCAAGAGGCAGCUGUCGAGAAAGGAACAGAAAGCGGAAAAGCUGGCGACCGCCGAACUGAAAGUGGACAGCGAUGGACGGCCAACUAGCCCGUACAAUCGGAUGCAGAAGAAGAGCAUGAGCAUGCUCAACAUGUUUCUGCGAGGUCAACAGCAGCGUGGCACGACAUAGUCAGACCAUCCGCUCAGGCUGUGAGAUUUAUCUGACAGUGUCUAUUGGUCAACUUUUGGGGACGUAUGAGUUGGUUGUAUCACCAAUUGAGUUUACAAUAACUGCCCACGAGUGAUCUGUCAAUCUAUGGAAUAGGACUAUUACUAUUCCAGAUUCUGUACUGCCCUUCAUUUGUUGCUUUCCAUUUCAUUUUUCCGAUGGUUUUUUGAGAGGUUUUG